GGCGACAUACUGUAGUAACUGUACUGAUUUGUUGAAUUAAAAAGACUAGCUUUCACUGUACUCUCUGAUUCUUCUCCAUUGUAUUGUUAUGCAUUCACCAUAAUUGUCUCACCCGAGCUUCCUCUCCAGCUAGGGUUUGUUUGUUUGAUUGAAGAAAGAAAACAAGAAUGGUGUAUUUCAAUUUCAAUAGGAUUAAGACGAAGAAGACUCUAAUUGGAUUUGGAUUGGGACAGAUCCUCUCGCUUCUCUCGACUUCUCUUAGCUUUACAUCGUCUGAGAUCGCUAGAAAAGAUUUUAGCUUUUUUUUUUUUUCAAACCAUCCCAUUUUUAAACAUUCUCAUGAACUUACAAAAUUUGAAAUCUUUAUAGGGAUUAAUGCUCCAACAUCACAGUCGUUUCUGGGUUAUGUGUUACUGGCAAUCGUCUAUGGAGGUAUCAUGCUCUAUCGAAGAUCGGCAAUUAAAUGGUAUCACUAUCUCCUCCUUGCGUUUGUUGAUGUUGAGGCGAACUUUCUCGUGGUAAAGGCUUAUCAGAACACAUCAAUGACGAGUGUCAUGCUACUGGACUGCUGGGCCAUCCCUUGUGUUUUGGUUUUUACUUGGGUUUUCCUAAAGACAAAAUACAGAUUGAUGAAGAUCAGUGGUGUGGUUAUCUGUAAUGUUGGUGUUGUCAUGGUAGUUUUCUCAGACGUCCAUGCAGGGGAUCGAGCUGGUGGAAGUAAUCCCAUCAAAGGAGAUUUUCUUGUUAUAGCUGGAGCAACCUUGUAUGCUGUCAGUAAUGUCAGUCAGGAGUUCCUUGUGAAGAAUGCAGACAGAGUUCAACUCAUGUCUCUUUUGGGCCUUUUCGGCGCAAUUAUUGGUGCCAUUCAGAUGUAUCCUUCAAACAACAAGGCUAAGACUUUAAUGUUUCUUAAAACUUAUAUGUGCAAUCUAUGAGGAUACUCCUUGACUUGUCCAUAGAAGCAUAUUCGUAGGCUUUUUAUUUGAGCCUCCCUACAAUGUAAGAAGUUCUAUUGUGGCCAGAUCUUAAUUCAAUAAAGCAUUAAAAAAGUC
This is a messenger RNA of Arabidopsis thaliana (thale cress), 1052 nucleotides long. Its product is annotated as solute carrier family 35 protein (DUF914). The transcript is spliced from 5 exons. Gene Ontology annotation, biological process: transmembrane transport. The record is from RefSeq and is marked reviewed. Gene Ontology annotation, molecular function: transmembrane transporter activity. Gene Ontology annotation, cellular component: membrane; endomembrane system. The coding region runs from base 168 to 935 and encodes 255 amino acids. Lineage: Eukaryota; Viridiplantae; Streptophyta; Magnoliopsida; Brassicales; Brassicaceae.